ACCUCCUUCAACUUACACCACAAUGCAGUUCUCAACUCUUUUCGGAGCCGUAACCAUUCUUGCUGGACUGGCCUCGGCCGCGCCCGCAUCGGAGCAAUCCAUCAAGCGCCAAAACUGGCAGCAGUGCCCAAAAGCAGGCGACCGGUGCACAAACAUCUUGGGAGGAGUUGGCGGUUGCGUUUGCGGUCUCAAGCUUGACCCCAGAUACGACUGCGUUUGCGUCUAAUACACCUCUUUCACUACCAACAUUUGAGGAUUACGGAAUGACUAGCAGUAGCAUGGG
This is a messenger RNA of Colletotrichum acutatum, 283 nucleotides long. RefSeq lists its product as uncharacterized. NCBI's taxonomy places the organism in Eukaryota, Fungi, Ascomycota, Sordariomycetes, Glomerellales, Glomerellaceae. The coding region runs from base 23 to 226 and encodes 67 amino acids. The transcript is spliced from 2 exons. The record is from RefSeq and is a predicted model, not a curated record.